Verticillium alfalfae VaMs.102 is the source of this 2385-nucleotide messenger RNA. RefSeq names its product beta-glucosidase. The transcript is spliced from 6 exons. Bases 1 to 2385 code for a protein of 794 amino acids. NCBI's taxonomy places the organism in Eukaryota, Fungi, Ascomycota, Sordariomycetes, Glomerellales, Plectosphaerellaceae. Gene Ontology annotation, biological process: glucan catabolic process. The record is from RefSeq and is a predicted model, not a curated record. Gene Ontology annotation, molecular function: beta-glucosidase activity.
AUGUCGGAAGCGCAGCGGUCCUUCCGCGACUACUACAAGGAAGAUGACGUCCACGUCCGCGAACAGAAACCCUCCCUCUUCGAGCGGCUGCGCAAUCGCUUCCCGUUCCUCGGCACAAAACGAGGCAUAGCUGUCGUCGUCGCCGUCGUGCUGCUCAUCAUUGGCGGCGGCCUCGCCGGUUUGGCUGCCUUGCCGCGGGGCAACGGCGGUCGUGGUGGCAGCGAUGCCGACGGCCUCAUUAAGGACGAUGCAUACUUUUAUGGACAGUCGCCGGCUGUCAGCUUGACCGGUGGUGUUCCGUCGAAGAAUGGAUGUGCCGGCACCCUGCCCGCCGUCGAGAGACUGGGGUUUCCAGGUCUCUGUCUCCACGACGCUGGCCAGGGCCUGCGUGCCACCGAUUUUGUGAAUGCGUAUCCGGCCGGAAUCCAUGCGGGAGCAAGCUGGAACCGAAACCUGACCCUCCACCGGGCCCGCGCCAUGGGCGGUGAGUUCAGGAAAAAGGGCGUCAACGUCCUCCUCGGGCCCUCGGUCGGCCCCGUGGGGCGCGUCGUGCGCGGCGGCCGAAAUUGGGAGAGCUUCUCUGUCGAUCCGUACCUCGCCGGCGCCCUGACAAGCGAGACAAUCCGUGGUGUUCAGGGCGCUGGUGUCAUCACGAGCACAAAGCACUUCAUCGCCAAUGAGCAGGAGACGCACCGUAUGCAGAAAAUGCCCCGUGAAGCCGUUUCGUCCAACGUUGACGACAGGACCAUGCACGAACUCUACCUUUGGCCUUUCUAUGACGCCGUCAAGGCGGGCACAGGCAACGUCAUGUGCUCGUAUCAGCGCAUCAACAAUUCCUACGGCUGCCAGAACAGCAAGUCCCUGAACGGUCUACUCAAGACCGAACUCGGCUUCCAGGGCUGGGUCGUUUCCGAUUGGGACGCCCAGCAUGCUGGUACAGCAGCCGCCCUCGCCGGCAUGGACGUAGCGAUGCCGGUGCCGCGCGACUUUUGGGGCGACCACCUAGUCGAGGCUGUGAGGAACGGCUCGGUGUCAGAAGCGCGUGUGACGGACAUGGUCGUGAGGGUUCUCGCGUCCUGGUACCGCAUGGGACAAGACGAGGAUUUCCCGGCCCCCGGCGUGGGCAUGCCCAAGGAUAUGAGGGAGCCACAUCGCAUUGUUGAUGCUCGCAACUCGUCGAGCAGGCAAGUCCUGCUCGACGGGGCUGUGGAGGGCCAUGUUCUCGUUAAAAAUGUCAACCGCACAUUGCCUCUCAGAGAGCCUCGUCUGUUAUCCGUCUUUGGAUACUCUGCUAGAGCAGCAGACGAACAGACCGGCCAGGGAGGCGGCUUCCCAGAUUCGCUGACGUUUGGUGCGCAGCCCAUCUCUUGGCAGGAGGUGGAGGCCGGCUUUACCAUGAACGAAGACUUCGACUGGUCCGGUAUUGGCUUCAACGGAACCCUCAUCUCGGGCGGUGGUUCUGGCGCACCGGCCGCCUCCACCCUCGUCUCCCCCAUGGACUCCCUCAAGGCCCAAGCCAACAAGGACGGCACCGCUCUCCAGUGGGACUUCACCCGUGGCGACCCAUCCGUACACCCGGCCUCUGACGCCUGUCUGGUCCUCGGCAACGCCUGGGCCAGCGAGUCCUACGAUCGUCCGGACCUGUAUGACAAUUACACCGACGGCCUCAUCCUUCACGUCGCCCAGCGCUGCGCCAGCACCAUUGUCGUUCUCCACAACGCCGGCCCUCGCCUCGUGGAUCAGUGGAUUGACCAUGCCAACAUCACCGCCGUCCUCUUCGCCCACCUCCCAGGCCAGGCCAGCGGUACGGCUCUGACAGCUCUCCUCUACGGCCGCGCCAACCCCUCGGGCAAGCUCCCCUAUACGGUGGCCCGCAACGAAUCUGACUACGGCGCAGUUGUCAGCCCAGAUCUCCCCGACGCCCGCCACAAGAACUUCCCACAGAGCAACUUCACUGAGGGCGUCUACAUAGACUACCGCCACUUUGACAGGGAGGAGCGCAAGCCCCGGUUUCCCUUUGGCUUCGGCCUCAGCUAUACAACCUUUGCCUACGGUAACCUAACUGUGGCAUCAGUCCGUAACGCCUCCACACGCGCCUUUGCGCCGGCCAGACGCGCGACCCGGAGGGUGGGCCCCUCGGCGCUGUGGGGCAUUUUUCGCCCGGGGUAUCCGCCGGAACGUGACCAACACGGGCUCCGUCGACGGGCGCCGAGGUCGCGCAGCUGCUCCGCGGCGCGCGUCGAGUUCGCCCUGACGAGGAGAGAUCUGAGCAUAUGGGACGUCGAGGCACAGGGCUGGCGGCUUCAGGACGGAACGUACGGGGUGUGGGUUGGGGGAAACAGUCGCGACCUGCCGCUGAGGGGGAACCUGACUGUCGUGAACUGA